AUGAUUAGAGCCGAACACCAGUAUAAUCCGGUGGAAAAGGAGUGCCUUGCUUUGGUGUUUGCUGUCCAGAAGAUGCGAUACUACUUAGUAGGCCAAACAAUCCACGUCAUCUCUAAGAAGGCUGUCAAAGGCCAAGCUUUGGCAGAUUUUUUACCCAACCAUUUGGUAUCUGAAUCAUCCAAAUUAUAUGAAGAUUUACAAGAUGAAGUCACCGAAGCUUGUGUAACUCAAGAAAUUAUACUAGUUUGGAGGUUGUUCUUUGACGGUGCGUCUAGGGCAAACCCUAAUAGAGGAAUCACUGCUAGUGUAGGGGUAGUACUUGUAUCCCCAGGAGGCCAUGUAAUCCCAAGAGGAUUCUCUCUAAUCGAGCCAUGUACUAACAAUGUAGCGGAGUACAAUACUUUACUACUAAGGAUGCAGUUGGCCGAAGAGCUCAACAUUCGACACCUCGAGGCCUACGGUGACUCUCAACUUAUCGUGAAUCAAGUUCGAGGAGAAUAUGAAGUGCGUAAUAAGGAUUUAUUCUCAUACCACUUCGCUGUGUUAGAACUAGCUCAGAAGUUUAAGGGCUUCUUCAUUGAAUACAUCCCACGAGCCCAGAAUACAUAUGCGGAUGCUUUAGCCUCAUUGGCAACUUCUCUAGCAUUGCCACCAAAAGAAGGGACGACGAUAUUCGUUAUGGAUCAUGAUUUGUAUCACCCAAAGUUUCUCUUAGAACACUGCUCAAAUGAGACUACAACAGAGAUUGCCUGUGCAACUUCAAUUGAGCUGGAACUAAGGGAUUGGCGAUUCUCAUAUAUUGAUUACGUCUUGUACGAGAUACUACCUGAUGAUGCUAAAAAAGCGACCGCCAUCAAACGGAAGGCUCUUUGA
Asparagus officinalis (garden asparagus) is the source of this 873-nucleotide messenger RNA. RefSeq lists its product as uncharacterized. The coding region runs from base 1 to 873 and encodes 290 amino acids. Gene Ontology annotation, molecular function: nucleic acid binding; RNA-DNA hybrid ribonuclease activity. The transcript is spliced from 2 exons. The record is from RefSeq and is a predicted model, not a curated record. NCBI's taxonomy places the organism in Eukaryota, Viridiplantae, Streptophyta, Magnoliopsida, Asparagales, Asparagaceae.